Papaver somniferum (opium poppy) is the source of this 3927-nucleotide messenger RNA. Its product is annotated as pentatricopeptide repeat-containing protein At4g33990-like. Gene Ontology annotation, biological process: RNA modification. Gene Ontology annotation, molecular function: RNA binding; protein binding; zinc ion binding. The transcript is spliced from 4 exons. The record is from RefSeq and is a predicted model, not a curated record. The coding region runs from base 93 to 2564 and encodes 823 amino acids. Lineage: Eukaryota; Viridiplantae; Streptophyta; Magnoliopsida; Ranunculales; Papaveraceae.
GCAUAAACCCUUCUUCUCUACCUAAAUACGCUUCUUCCUUGCAAAAACUUGUGAUACGCUUCUUCCUUACAAAAACUUGUGAUUCUAUAUUAAUGUUUUUGCGUAAACGAAGAUUUGGGGUAGUAUCACAUACUGAUUUAAUUCCAAAGUUAAUUCCUUUAAUCCGAUCUUUUAACUCAUUUUCAUAUUCUUCGUCAACUAAUGUUGUUGAUGAAACUAGUACUAACUAUGAAUUUGAUUUCAAUCAACUGUUCAUUUCCUGCAACAAAAGUAUUCAUCUUGCCAAACGUCUCCAUGCUCUUCUUCUCGUAUCCGGUGAGGCUAAAAACAUAUAUUUCUCUACGAAACUCGUAAACCUCUACGCGUUCCUUGGUGAUAUCUGUUCCUCUAGAAUUACAUUUGAGCAAAUUCGUACGAAAAAUGUGUUUGCUUGGAAUUCAAUGAUUUCUGCUUUUGUACAUAAUGGCUGUUCUCGUGAAGCUAUUAAUUGUUAUUAUCGAUUGUUGGUAACAUCGUCGUCUAGAGUUCGCCCUGAUUUUUAUACAUUUCCUGUUGUUUUAAAAGCUUGUGGAGAUUUAGUUGAUGGAAAGAAGGUACAUUGUUGGGUUCUGAAACUUGGGUUUUGCUUAGAUUUAUUUAUAGAUGCUUCUUUGAUUCAUAUGUAUUCGAAGUUUGGGUUUGUUACUGAUGCUCGUAAAGUGUUUGACGUAAUGAGGGUACGGGAUAAAGGUACUUGGAAUGCAAUGAUAUCGGGGUUUUGUCAAAAUGGGAACGCAGUGGAAGCUUUGGGUGUAUUUGAGGAGAUGAGAAUGGAAGGAGUUCAGUUGGAUAGCACGACUGUCUCGAGCAUACUCCCUGUUUGUGCUCCACUUGGUGAGGGAUUGAAGGGGAUUUUGGUUCAUGUGUAUGCUAUUAAGCAUGGUCUUGAAUUCGAUGUGUUUGUUUCUAAUGCUUUAAUUAAUAUGUAUGCCAAGUUAGGUGAGUUGGUUUCCUCAAGGAAGGUAUUUGGUCAAAUGAUCGCAAGAGACUUAGUGUCAUGGAACUCCUUAAUAUCUGCGUAUGAGCAGAACAAUGACCCCAUUUCUGCUCUCAAGCUUUUUUCGGAGAUGAUGGAGAACAAGUUUCAGCCUGAUGUGUUUACCUUGGUAAGCCUGGCUUCUGUUGUGGCUCAGUGUGGGGAUGACCAUAAAAGCCGGUCGGUUCAUGGUUUCAUUAUGAGGCGAAGUUGGAUGUGCGAAGACAGCUUCAUUGAAAAUGCUAUUCUGGAUAUGUAUGCUAAGCUGGGCUGUAUAGAUUUGGCACGUAAGGUCUUUCAGAGGAUGGCUUUUAAAGAUGUAAUAUCUUGGAAUACUCUGAUCACUGGAUAUGCUCAAAAUGGUCUAGCUAGCGAAGCUGUCGAGGUUUUCCGUGAAAUGGAAGGGUGUAAAGCAAUUGUGCCAGAUCAAGGGACCUUGGUUAGCGUUUUACCAGCUUUCUCUCAUUUAGGAUCCUUGCAACAUGGAAUGAGAGUUCAUGGUUAUUCAAUAAAAAUUGGUCUUUGUAUGGAUAUCUUUGUGGGCACUUGUCUUAUAGAUUUGUACGUUAAGUGCGGGAGGUUGGAUGAUGCAAUGUUGUUAUUCAAACAAGUGCCCCGGAGAAGUUCUGUUCCCUGGAAUGCCAUAAUAUCUGGUCAUGGUAUCCACGGAGAUGGUGAAGUUGCUCUGAAAAUCUUUGGAGAAAUGCAAGAUGAUGGAGUUAAGCCAGAUCAUGUUACUUUUGUUUCCGUCUUGUCAGCUUGUAGCCAUGCCGGUUUGGUAGAACAAGGGCAGAGUUGCUUCCAACUGAUGCAGCAGAAAUAUGGUAUUGAGCCUAGUUUGAAGCAUUAUGGAUGCAUGGUUGACUUGCUAGGUCGAGCUGGUCAAGUGGACAUUGCCUAUGACUUUAUCAAGAAUAUGCCUAUCCGACCUGAUGCUUCUGUUUGGGGUGCUCUUCUAGGUGCUUGUAAGAUUCAUCAUAAUGAAGAAUUAGGUAAAGUAGCUUCAGCACAGUUGUUUGAAGUUGAUCCGGAGAAUAUUGGCUAUUAUGUUCUGGUGUCAAAUAUGUAUGCAAGUAGUGGGAAAUGGGAUGGAGCUGACAAAGUAAGAUCAUUGGCAAGAGAUAGGGGACUGAGAAAGACUCCUGGGUGGAGUUCAAUUGAAGUGAACAAAAAGGUUGAUGUUUUUUACUCAGGAAACCAAUCCCAUCCCCAGUGUGAGGAGAUUUACAAAGAAUUGGGAGGUUUGUUGUCUAAAAUGAAGAGCCUUGGUUAUGUGCCAGAUUACAGUUUUGUGUUGCAGGAUGUUGAGGAUGAUGAAAAGGAACAUAUAUUAACAAGUCACAGUGAAAGGUUGGCUAUUGCAUAUGGGAUUAUCAACACCCCACCAAAGACUCCUAUUCAGAUCUUUAAAAACUUGCGGGUUUGUGGGGAUUGUCACAAUGCUACUAAACUGAUAUCGAAAAUUACUGAGAGGGACAUCAUUGUGAGGGAUUCUAAUCGCUUCCAUCAUUUCAGAAAUGGGCAAUGCUCCUGUAGAGAUUACUGGUGAUGAAAGCUGAGUAUUUCCUCUUAUCUACCGCAGCUAAUUGACAGAGUGGGUGCAAAUGUUGCUCCAGUGCCUCUACGUGACUCAACAUCAAGUAUCAUCUUGGCUGGAUGGGAAGACUAAAUUAGAAUCCUGCUUGUAUCAACUGAGGCUGUCAAUUAUGCUUGUCCAAUCUCUCGAACUGAUAUAUCAAAAGAACCUCACCUUCUCAGUUCCAAUCUCCCGUAGAAGGGAUGUCUACUCUUUGCACAUCCUUGUAAGUAGUACCCCGAGGGAAGAACGGUGAUAGUUUUGAAUGUCAUUGUCAUGAAAGACCUGGCAGCAGCGUUUAUCAACUUACAAGGAUGUCUACUCUUUGCACAUCCUUGUAAGUAGUACCCCGAGGGAAGAACGGUGAUAGUUUUUAAUGCCAUUGUCAUGAAAGACCUGGCAGCAGCGUUCAUCAACUUACGUGGCAAGAUUUUGUGGCAGGCAUCAAUUUUUGCCACGCUGAAGACAAAAUUGAAGUAUCCUCGAAAACAUUUUUGCUGAUGUUAAGAUUUCAACCAACACAACCGCAACAUUAGGAAAACGCAAGCUUACAGGGCUUUUGGUUGGGGAACGUAAAAAAAACUUUGUUGCAAUGAAAUUUAAAACUGUCCAUUUGGUGGAACCAUGAAGGCAUCCCUGAAACUAUAUGGGCUGGGACUCAAUCAGAUCAAGAUUCAGGAAGCUAGUAAUCUGUGGUGAUUGGUCCAGGAUUCACAGAAGCUAAUGUCUGUAGCAAUUCUUGUCCAUUUGUGGGAAUCACUCAACCUCUAGUUUGUUAGGAUAACGACUCCACUCACGUGAGACCACCACCACCAAGCACAAUACUACAGGGUGAAUAUGGGGCAUACAAUGCUUAUAUCACUGCAGCAACUGGAUGCGCUGCAGGGGAUGCUCCUACAAUGUAUGAUCAUCCAAGCUUAGGAUGCACAAGAAGGGUUGGUGAACCAGCUGUGUGAGGAGUGUGCAAAAAGAUUUUGGUUUGACAGGCUUCCACAGGAGCAAGCGUGGAAGAUCUUCGCAAGUAUUUUGACAGAUCCUGUUGUAUUUUAGAUGUGUGGGGGAGUUGUGGUGGUGUAGCUGGUGCCAGUGGUGGUGGUGGUGCUAGCAGGGGCAGACCUUCGAGAAUGGAUGCGAGGUCUAUAGCACAUAAUAAGACAUGGGUCAUUGGGUCUCUGAUAAAGAAGAAGACGUAACAUUUCGGAGUCAAGUCUGUCGAAGUUGUUGAGAACUUAUUUAUGUGAAUGAAUUAUAUCCAUUCAAGCUAAAAAGGAAGACUUUGUGAACUAUGGUUACUUCGUACUUGUAAUAAAUUACUUCCAAGCACAAUUUAAUGAGA